GGCCCUCCCCGCCGGGUGGCCAUGUUGCAGCGCUAGCAGGCAGCGCAGAGGCGGCGGGCGGCAGCGCAGCGCAGACACCGCACCGCGAUGGCCGUGGCCGUGGGCAGACCGGCGAACGAUGACCUCAGGAACCUGUCCCUGUCCGGCCACGUGGGCUUCGACAGCCUCCCGGACCAGCUGGUCAACAAGUCAACGUCACAGGGCUUCUGCUUCAACAUCCUGUGCGUGGGUGAAACCGGCAUUGGCAAGUCGACGCUGAUGGACACGCUGUUCAACACCAAGUUCGAGAGCGAGCCCGCCACGCACAACGAGCCCGGCGUCAGGUUGAAAGCGCGGAGCUACGAGCUCCAGGAGAGCAACGUGCGGCUGAAGCUGACCAUCGUGGACACGGUGGGGUUUGGAGAUCAGAUCAACAAGGAUGACAGCUACAAGCCCAUCGUGGAAUACAUCGACGCACAGUUCGAAGCCUACCUGCAGGAAGAGCUGAAGAUCAAGCGCUCCCUGUUCAACUACCACGACACGCGGAUCCACGCCUGCCUCUACUUCAUCGCUCCCACCGGACACUCGCUCAAGUCCCUGGACUUGGUCACCAUGAAGAAGCUCGACAGUAAGGUGAACAUCAUCCCCAUCAUUGCCAAGGCUGACACCAUUGCCAAGAAUGAGCUGCACAAGUUCAAGAGCAAAAUCAUGAGCGAGCUGGUCAGCAACGGCGUCCAGAUCUACCAGUUCCCGACCGAUGAGGAGACGGUGGCCGAGAUCAACGCCACCAUGAGUGUCCACCUCCCUUUUGCCGUGGUUGGCAGCACUGAGGAAGUGAAGAUUGGCAACAAGAUGGCAAAAGCCAGGCAGUACCCCUGGGGUGUCGUGCAGGUUGAAAAUGAAAACCACUGCGACUUCGUGAAGCUGCGGGAGAUGCUGAUCCGAGUGAACAUGGAGGACUUGCGGGAGCAGACGCACACCCGGCACUACGAGCUGUACAGGCGCUGCAAGCUGGAAGAGAUGGGCUUCAAGGACACGGAUCCCGACAGCAAACCUUUCAGUCUCCAGGAGACGUACGAAGCGAAGAGGAAUGAAUUCCUGGGCGAGCUCCAGAAGAAGGAGGACGAAAUGAGGCAGAUGUUUGUCAUGCGAGUGAAGGAGAAGGAAGCGGAGUUGAAGGAAGCAGAGAAGGAUCUUCACGAAAAGUUUGACCAUCUAAAGAGGACUCACCAAGAAGAGAAGAAAAAGGUGGAAGACAAAAAGAAGGAACUUGAGGAAGAGCUGAACAACUUUCAAAAGAAGAAGGCAGCAGCACAGCUAUUACAGUCACAGGCUCAGCAGGCAGGUUCUCAACAAACCAAGAAAGACAAGGACAAGAAAAAAAAGCUGUGGUCAAGUGCAUUAGUGUAUUUUUGGUUGAGCUUUUCUCCAGCAGAAAACCAGCUGUGUUGGAGGAACUGGGAAUAAACCACAAACUUGAAGAUGUCAAAGCUUCUUCUUUAUGUAAACGUCACCUUGCCAAAGCCCCCGCACCCUCUCUCCCAGUGGACCGUAGGGCACUGGAAGAGCUGCGGAUCCGGGGCAGCCCUGCCAGGAGAAGAACCAUCUCAUUCCUCCAUCACGUCUGCCCUCCUCUCCUCCCCCUUUGUUCCCACCCGUGCGUCUGAGGGUGUGCUGUGCUGUGUGUCUGUGCGGGAUCUGCCCGCCCCGACAGCGUCCCGGCUGCAGCGCUGCCCAGGGAACGGCCGCCGGAGGGAGCUCGGCCGCGCUGGGACUCCUUGCUCUGGGUUAGUUGGAUUUUUUUGCCUCCCUCCCCGAUUUCUUUUGCCGUAACACGCGCACGCCGCUGGCGACACGCGGAAUGACAGACUUGGGGGCGAGUGUGCAAAGCUGGAGGAUUUAAUUUCUGCCUCGAGCCUGGCUGCUUUGGACACCACAACUUCAUCUCGAGGGCGUCCCGUGCUCCUCUGGAGUGGCUGGAAAUCUCUCCGUAGACCUGGUGGUGUUCUCAGUGUGUCACUGUGUGACGGUGGAUGUCCCAUCCUGUGGCACUGAUGGAGCCUGUGCUGGACUGUCAAGGCUUUAUUUUCUGGCUGUGCCUUGCUAUGGGCAGAGCAAGAUUCUGGUUUUGUACAGCUGGCUCGCCCUUAGAUGCAGGGCUUCCUUUUGUUUUCAUGAAGCCUAACUAGUGAUUAUUUUUUUAACAGUCCUCAGUGUGGGCAAGUUGUUAAAAUUUCUACCUUGUUGACUUUGGAAGUGAACUCAGUUGAAAAGUUUGGGAAGUGCCAAAGGAUUGCUUGAAGGUAAAACCACAACCUGUAGAUGUGUGUAGUGACCUCCAGCUGCUUUGGGAUGGAGGGAAGGAGGCAGCCCGAGCCUCUUGGCAUGUUGUUUUGUGUGGAGUGCUGCACUUGGAUUUUGAACCGAAUACUAGUGAUUUAUUCUUUGCAUCUGUGAACAUUAAUCAAGGCCUUCCCUUCCUUUACCCUGCUGAGGUAAAGCUACCCUGAGCUGAUCUAGGUUUGGCCUCUGGCACUCGGUGUGUGACAUGCCAGCUGCUGAGGGGCUCUGCUGAAAUCUGCUGGGGUUUUUUUUUCCACAAAUACAGUGUUUUGCAGCAUCUUCAGUGACAAGGGUCAGCUCCCUCCAGCCAGGUGAAAGAAAAACUGCAUAUCCUGGAAGCCUUUGCAACCAAAGAAGUGACUUUAUGAUACACUCAGGAAGGUUAUUGAGCGUUGGCCUCACGUGUGCUGUGCCCUGGUAUGUAGCUGGACUUGCUGGCUGUUGCCCAGCCUGAAGGGCUGUGAAUAUUUGCACAAGUGUAGCUUGGGACAGGACUUGCAGUGAUACCAAAACCAGAGUCUGCCCCACUCUUGAAGCUGCAGGGGCCUCAGGUGGUACCCAGUGCUUCCCACCAGACAGCCAGGUCAGAAACAUGUUCAGCUCAGCCUUGUGAGCACAAAGCAGGGUCGAGGCCAUUGCUGGAUUAAACCUUGGCUGUGUCUGUCCCUGUCUUGCUCUGCAGAACUCUGUGGGUGUUUGUCUUACCUGGGAACCACAACUUGCAGGAUGGGAUCCCUGCGUGCCCCGGGCCACCAUCCCUACCAAAAAGCCAUGGCUUGAGCUGCACAUAUUCAUAAAAAAAAUAGUGAGUUACCAUGCAGCCUGAAAUAGGGGUUCACCGUGCAGCCAAGGGCUGCUGGGGCUCAGAGCAUGCUGGUGCUUGACCCCCCUUGUGCCUCAUGCAGGCCAGUGUCCCCCUGGCCCAGGGUGCUCUGCACACCGAGCUGGUCACUGUUGACUGAGAACACUCCUUGCCUUUGCAAUGCCCAGUUUAGGCUGUCUUUUCUUCCAGUGGUGGCACCUGUGCCAGUGGCUGCUGCUGGGGACCCAAGGGCCUUGGCUGUGGGCUCUGCAGCCAUGGUAGCCUGCAGCUUGCCCAGGUAGCCUGCUGACUACUUGCCCAGCAGCCACCUCAGCUGCUG
Messenger RNA from Onychostruthus taczanowskii (white-rumped snowfinch), 3464 nucleotides. RefSeq names its product septin 11 (gene SEPTIN11). Gene Ontology annotation, cellular component: microtubule cytoskeleton; septin complex; septin ring. Bases 88 to 1446 code for a protein of 452 amino acids. Gene Ontology annotation, biological process: cytoskeleton-dependent cytokinesis. Gene Ontology annotation, molecular function: GTPase activity; GTP binding; molecular adaptor activity. The record is from RefSeq and is a predicted model, not a curated record. The transcript is spliced from 11 exons. Lineage: Eukaryota; Metazoa; Chordata; Aves; Passeriformes; Passeridae.